CCUUGUUUUUUAUAAAAGUAUAUAGACCCUGGGCCACACUGACAGCAGGAACAACAAUCAUACCAGUAGGGGGCAGUGUGACACUGACCUGCUCUGUGCAGAGCUCUGAUGGAUGGAAAUAUGAGUGGUUCAGACGAACCCAAACAACCUCUGAAGUUCAAAUCAGAGAUCAACAAAACAGAGAUAUCAGAGUAUCUCAAGGAGGAAUCUACAGCUGCAGAGGAACAAGAGGAAACCCAGUUUACUACACUGAUAGAAGUGAUGAUGUCACCAUUGAGAAAACCAUUUCCAAUAAAGUUGUUGUAAAACAACAACCCAACUGGCCUCAGAUAUUCAGAGGUGAGACGAUCACUCUGACAUGUGAGGUGCAGGAAGGAGGUGAAACCACUGAGUGGGAGUAUGAAUGGAGAGGACCCAGGACACCCACACAGUGGACACACAAUAAUGAUGUGACAUUCAGAGUUUCUGAGUCCAGCAGUGGAGACUACAUGUGUAAGAGUCGACGCAGAGAUGACUCAUAUUCUUCAACAGAGUGGAGUGAAGCCUUCACAUUGUCAGCAUCAACAGAUCAAUCAAAGGCCCAAAUAACUUCUGAUAUGAGAGACAUUCCAGUAGGGGGCAGUGUGACCCUGACCUGCUCUGUGAACCCAUCAUCAUCAUCUGGAUGGAAAUACUACUGGUACAGAGAUGAGAAAUCCUCUGAAGCCCUGACCACACAAGAUGCAGUUUUCCACUCAAAUGGACAAAUCAGUGUCUCACAGGAAGGACUCUACAGGUGCAGAGGAGGAAGAGGAAACCCAGUUUACUACACAGAGGACAGCCAGUCAGUCAGGAUUGAUCGCAGGGCAGCACCUGAAAGCUCUUCAUUUCUCACUCCUUUGAUCGUUGGACUCGUUUGUGGAGUUUUACUGAUUCUUCUUCUUCUUCUGCUUUUGUGUCGCUUCAAACAGUCAAAGGAUUCAUUCUUUGUCAGGACUCGGAGCACAAAUCAGAGCUCUGUAAUGAACCACAUGAUCAAGGAUGAAGCUCAACACAGUCAAGAUAACUCUACUGUCCAAGGUGAUGCUUGUGUUUAUGAAUCAAUCAAAGACCAUGAUGACACACAAAAUGAUGACAGCCUGUUGUACGCACGGGUCUAUUACACUAAAGCGAAACCUAAGAGACACAAAGGAAAACCAGCUCCUGCAGCAGCUGAUGAAACAGUUUAUUCUGAAGUUAAAUCACAAACAGCUCUGGAUUAAUAACAAGAUCUGCAAAACCAACCGGAUCAGUGACAAAACUGAGUUAAUUCCAUUAGAAGUAAAGAGCUCAUUGGAGAAAAUGAGAUUAUGCACUGUUUUGUAAAAUAAAAUAAAGUCAAACAAACUUUCUUUCAUCAUAAUAGCACCAACUGAUGAUCUGGCUUUGAGACCAGGAUGCUCUUUAGAGUCUUUUUACAUUUAGAUUGCUCAAUAAAUAAACAGCAAAUAAAAAAAUAAAAAUAAACAACAUUUGGAAAUGAAAGUCAACAACCUACAGAGGGCUAAAUGCAGAGACACAUCAAAGUGACAAAAUAAUGCAGCAGGUUUGUCCAUUUUGUCAAAUGUUCAUUGCACCAACUCAGAAUGAUACUCAGUUGUCAGUUUGGCCAACAUGUGCUUGUGUGCAUGCCUGACAAUCUUGGAGCAUAUGAAUAAUGAGUCAAUGGUGUCCUGGGGAUCUCCUCCAAGAUCUGGACCAGGGCAUCUGAGCUCCUGGAGAGUCUGAGCUGCAGCAUGGCAGCUUCAGAUGGAGAGAAGCAUAAUGUCCCAGUUGGAUUUUGGUCAGGCGAGUGUGGGGACCAGUCAGUCGUAUCAAUUCCGUAAUCCUCCAGGAACUGCCUGCAUACUCUCAACACAUGAGGGUGGUCAUUAUCAUACCAGGAGGAACCCAAGACCCACAGCACAAUAGGGUCUGACAGUGGGUGACAGACUCUUGAGCAUGCACUGAAUUGGCAUCCUAGAGGAGUUGGACAUCCUGUACAACCUCUGUAGCAUCCAGGGAUCGUCUCACCCUGCUGUACCUAGUGUUAACUACAUUUUCUGCUACUUCAUCGAGGAUAGACAUUUGAGUGAUGUGAUGCUAAACACUGAUUAAAAAUAAUUACUUAAAUUUUUUUUUGAGCAGUGCAUGUUUACAGAUGUUUCCUGUGUUGUUUCUAAAAUCAUUUGAUGUGUAUGAUAAGCAUACAUGUUUCUCUUCCCCUGCAUGAAUUAAGCAUCACUUGACAUUUUUCUAUAAAGUUGCUUUUCUUCUUUUAACAGCUUUAGGAAAAGAUCAACUUUAAAUUUUAUUUUAUGGAAGCUGCUUGGAGAGCUGCAAUUGUGUUAUAUGAAUAUGUGUUUCCUAUAAGAUAUUUAAUCUCAAAUAUUGUUACAUCUACAGUCUUGUUUGUUGAAAAACAAUUUUUCUUGUUUUCUUGUUUCUGCGCUUCAUUGCUCCAGAUAGAUCUAAUUCACACAUGGCUGAUAUCAUCCACAUAUUUUAGUUUCUGUCAGUGUAAGAUUUAGUUCUUCCUCCCAGCUGUUACCAGGUGCUUGUUUAAAGCAGACUUUUUAUUUUAAGGUGAUUAUCUUAUAAAAUAAAGCAUUUUGAGGCGGCUAUUAUUGUGAGUUGUUGUUAAAUAAACAAAAUUGAUUCAAAUUGACUUGAACGUUUGUGUUCUAAACACUAAAGUAAGUUAAGUGCUAUCAGAUCAUACAUGGCUCAGAGUGGGGAAUGUUCAUGAACAGCUGUACAUGGGAAGAGAAAGACAGAAAUAAUAAUUAUAUGUACAGUGUGACUACAGGAUUUACUCUACUGUUAAAAAUA
Haplochromis burtoni (Burton's mouthbrooder) is the source of this 2829-nucleotide messenger RNA. RefSeq lists its product as uncharacterized. The record is from RefSeq and is a predicted model, not a curated record. The transcript is spliced from 10 exons. Bases 489 to 1241 code for a protein of 250 amino acids. NCBI's taxonomy places the organism in Eukaryota, Metazoa, Chordata, Actinopteri, Cichliformes, Cichlidae.